Pisolithus orientalis is the source of this 852-nucleotide messenger RNA. RefSeq lists its product as uncharacterized. The transcript has 2 exons. The record is from RefSeq and is a predicted model, not a curated record. The coding region runs from base 1 to 852 and encodes 283 amino acids. NCBI's taxonomy places the organism in Eukaryota, Fungi, Basidiomycota, Agaricomycetes, Boletales, Pisolithaceae.
AUGGCACGACGGGCAAUGGCUUCAGAGCCUGGAAUUACUCCGUCGUUAACAUCUCAGAACAACUUCAUUAAUUGGUGUUCAACGCUCAAUUUGACGAUCACCAACGGCACUCAAAUGCAGUCGGGUUUUUGUAACCCAGCUCCCAUGGGCGCCAUCCCGUCUAGUUCAAACAUGCCGAGCGCCAAAUUCGUUUCGCCCAGUAAUUUGGCUGUCAUCCCACCCAAUACCACAUUUCAGGUUGCUCUGGCCGUUCAGGGUCUAGAAACCGGGUUCUUCGCCAAUGCGGACACCAAUUAUCUUGCCGCUCCCCAGCAGUUGAACAUGACCACUGGCCAAAUUAUGGGCCACGCCCACAUCGUUAUUGAACAGCUCGACAAUCUCACACAAACCACACCUACUGAUCCCACCAAGUUUGCGUUCUUUUCUGCUUUGAAUGGCAGGGCGGAUGCCCAGGGUCUUUUGUAUACCAAUAUCACCGGCGGACUACCUGAAGGCUCAUACAGGAUGUCCUCGAUCGGCGCGGCAAUGAAUCAUCAGCCUUUGCUAGUACCUGUCGUCCAGCGUGGCGCUUUAGAUGAUGCCAUAUAUUUCUCCGUCGUUGCUGGUGGCAACAAUGGCACUUCAAACACGACAGCCGUUACACUACCUUCCGCCAUGCCUUCACAAACACCCUCGGUUGCUCCGUCGGCAUCAACUCCCACUGUGAAUACAUUGACACCCGUUACGCCCACCCCAACACCCUCUGCAGACGACACUGGUUGUGGGGAAGAGACGCCAACGCCAACGCCUGCAGAACCUACCUCUGCUACGCCUUCACCUACACCAUCUGGCGCUGACGAUACUGAUUGUUAG